Messenger RNA from Acanthosepion pharaonis, 2691 nucleotides. The record is from the annotation of a GenBank genome assembly. NCBI's taxonomy places the organism in Eukaryota, Metazoa, Mollusca, Cephalopoda, Sepiida, Sepiidae.
AUGGAUAAAUGUAGUCUUUAUGCAAUCUCUUUCUCUUUCACUCUGUCACCUCGUCUCUUUUUAUCUAUCUAUCUAUCUAUCUGCUUAAAAAUUUGUCUUUAUUCUGUACCCCCUGUCAAUUUUUUUAAUUAUACUCUCUUUCCAUCUGUCAGUUUUAAAUCUUUCCCUUACACUCCUUUUCUCUUUGUCUGCUGUCUGUCUGUCGGUCUGUUUCUGUCAGUCUGUCUCUCUCUCUCUUUCUUUCUCUCUCUCUCUCUCUCUCUCUCUCUCUCUCUCUCUCACUCUCAGCUUCAUAUCUUGAUUUCCCUGUCUCAAAAUUUCUCCUCUUUGUCUGUCUCAAAAGUUGAUCUUCUGAUCUCUCUUUCUAUCUUUCUCUCUCUCUCUCUCUCUCUCUCUCUCUCUCUCUCUCAUUCGCUGUUUGUUUUAUAUCUUGUUCUUAUUCUUUCUCUUCCUCACUCUAAAACAUGUCCUUAUAUUUUCUCUCUCUGUCUCUCUCUGUCUGUCUGUCUGUCUGUCUCUCUCUCUCACUCUCUUUCUUUCUGUCUCUCAAUCUGUCUCAAAUCGUUUCCUUCUGAUCUCUAUCUCCGUCUUAAAUCUUGUCUUUAUUCUCUCGCUUUAUCUGUCUUCCACGCAAAUUGUCCACUUGCUCUAUUUUCUCUUUCUUUCUUUCUUUCUUUCUUUCUUUCUUUCUUUCUUUCUUUCUUUCUUUCUUUCUGUCUCUCCAGCGCGUGCUCCCUGUUUAUCUUAAAAUUUCUAUUUAUUCUACCUCUUUUUCUCUCUCUCAAAACUUGCCCUUAUUUUCUCAUUCUUUCUUUUAUACUCUCUCUUUUCUCUGUUCCUCAUGUCUGUAUUUCCACUCUUUCUCUGUUCCUCUUGUUCGUAUUCUCUCUCUUCUAUUCGUCUUCUCUGUAUCCUCUCUCUUUCUACGUUCGUCCUGUGUGUAUUCUCACACUAUCUCUGUUCAUCUUGUCUGUAUCUUCUCUCUUUCUCUGUUCGUCUUGUCUCUGUCCUCUCUGUUCCUCUUGCCUAUUCUCUUCUUUUCUCUGUUCAUCUUGUCUGUAUACUCUCUCUUCCCCGAUUCGUCUUCUCUGUAUUCUCUUUCUGUCUCUAUUCAUCUUGUCUCCUCUCUCUCUCUUUCUCCAUUCGUCUUGUCUGUAUACUCUCCCCUGUUCGUCUUGUCUGAAUUCUCUCUCUUUCUCUGUUCAUCUUCUCUGUAUCCUCUUUCUUUAUCUAUUCGUUUCUUCUCUAUUCUCUCGUAUUCUCUAUAUCUCUCUAAAAAUAUUUCCUUUUGAUAUCUCUUUCUCUGUUUUUCUUACAACCUAUCCAUAUUUUUUCCUUUCUCUUUUUGACUCAGUAUCUUUCUCUUAUUCUUUCUCUCUCACUCUCUCCUACAUCCUCUCUUCAUGCUCCCUCUUUCUCUGUGUCUCACCUACUCAGUCUAUCUGCCUUCUCGGCAACUUUUUUGCUUUUUUGUCAUAUCUAUGUACGUACUCUAUCUAUCUAUCUAUCUAUCUAUCUAUCUAUCUCAUCUUGUCAUAUCUAUGUAUGAAAUCUGUCUAUCUAUCUAUCUAUCUAUCUCAGUCUUGUCAUAUCUAUGUAUGUAAUCUAUCUAUCUAUCUAUCUCAUCUUGUCAUAUCUAUGUAUGUAAUCUAUCUAUCUAUCUCAGUCUUGUCAUAUCUAUGUAUGAAAUCUGUCUAUCUAUCUAUCUGUCUAUCUAUCUAUCUCAGUCUUGUCAUAUCUAUGUAUGAAAUCUAUCUAUCUGUCUAUCUCAUCUUGUCAUAUCUAUGUAUGAAAUCUAUCUAUCUGUCUAUCUGUCUUGUCUAUCUAUCUGAAAUCUUGUAUCUAUCUAUCUAUCUAAAUCUAUCUAUCUGUCUGUCUAUCUCAGUCUUGUCAUAUCUAUGUAUGAAACUAUCUAUCUAUCUAUUUAUCUCAGUCUUGUCAUAUCUAUGUAUGAACUCUAUCUAUCUAUUUAUCUCAGUCUUGUCAUAUCUAUAUGUACUGUAUCAAUCUAUCUAUCUGUCUAUCUCAGUCUUGUCAUAUCUAUGUAUGAACUCUAUCUAUCUAUCUAUCUAUCUAUCUGUCUGUCUAUCUAUCUAUCCCAGUCUUGUCAUAUCUAUGUAUGAACGCUAUCUAUCUAUUUAUCGCCUCUUGUCAUAUCUAUCUAUGUACUGUAUCUAUCUAUCUAUCUGUCUAUCUAUCUAUCGCAGUCUUGUCAUAUCUAUGUAUGAACUCUAUCUAUCUAUCUAUCUAUCUAUCUAUCUAUCUAUCUAUCCCAGUCUUGUCAUAUCUAUGUAUGAACUCUAUCUAUCUAUUUAUCUCAGUCUUGUCAUAUCUAUCUAUGUACUCAAUCUUUCUCCUUCUGUUUGUGUCUUUGUGUUCAGUCUACUUCAAUCUCCAUCUUUCUAUUUCUCUAUUUCUGUCGCUCUAUAUCUCUAUCUUUCUCUCUCUCUCUCUCUCUCUCUCUCUUUCUCUAUCUAUCUAUCUCUAUCGAUUUAUCUGUUAGUCUUUUCAUAUCUGUUUAAGUCUUUUCAUAUUUAUCUAUGUACUCAAUCUAUUCUUAUCUAUCUUCGUGUGUCUAUAUAUUCUGCCUACAUCUCUGUCUACCGCUGUCUCUUUCUUCUUCUCCCCCCCCUCUAUCUUUCUAUCUAUCUUUCUGUCUAUUUAUCUAGUAAUAGAUUGACUAACAGGUAA